GUGUGAGUGGGAGAGAGAGAGAGAGAGAGAGAGAGAGAGAGAGAGAGAGAGAGAGAGAGAGAGAGAGAGAGAGAGGGGAGGAGAGCUCCGUCUCUCCCGGUGCACUUGGCAGUCUAGUUGCGGGCUGCUGUGCUGUUGCUGUCGUGGCGUGGCUGGUCGCGCCAGGCGGGGGAACUUCACCACACUGGAGCCCGGAGUCCCACUCUCUCACCUGCGCAGUUCGGAGCUGCCAUGGGUCUCUCGCCUGGAUUUACUGUCCUGAUCCUCCUGCCGGCCUUUCUGCUGCACACCAGCGGCCUUUACAUCGCCAGUAGCGUCGACUCCCUGCAGCAUGUACUGGGGGAGUAUGGACUGGUGAGGCCAAUCAGUGUGGACGCAGAGGGCCGCUUCCUGUCGCACGCCGUCUCGGCUGACCAUAUGGCAGGAGGGCAGUCCCGUAGGCGCCGGAGGAGGGAGGUAGGAGUAGGCAAUGAUGAGUGGGAAGGACCACGAGGAGUCGAGGAGGACCAAGAGCCCGUGGGCCGUCGGGAAAGACUUUACUACAAUGUCACCGUCUUCGGCCGGGAGUUCCACCUGCGUCUGCGCCACAAUGCCAGGCUGGUGGCCCCCGGAGCCAAGAUCGAGUGGCGCGAUGGCAGCGACAGCACUCGGCACUCUGAGCCACUGCAAGAUGAAUGCCUGUACGUGGGUGACAUCCCCGACACACCAGGAGCCACCGUGGCUAUCAGCAACUGUGACGGCCUGGCCGGAAUGAUCAGGACGGAGCAAGAGGAGUUUUUUAUCGAGCCGGUGGAGAAGGGCGAUGGAGUCAUCGAAGAGGAGGCGAAGGGAGGAGAAGGAAGGACGCACAUCGUCUAUCGCUCCUCGGCUGUGAAGAAGGCGCCCAUUGGCGGCGAGGCGGCAGACUUCCAUGCCAGAGGUGCUAACCUGGGUGGUCUGAUGGACCUGGAGACCCUGUACCGCGGCGUGGAGCAGAGCAUCAACCACACGAGAGCAGGGCGGAUGCGCCGACAGACGAGGGACAGGGCCUACAACAUCGAGGUGCUGCUGGGCGUGGACGACUCGGUGGUCCAGUUCCACGGGACGGAGCACGUCCAAAAGUACCUGCUCACACUCAUGAACAUCGUGAAUGAGAUCUACCACGACCAUUCUUUGGGGGCAACCAUCAACGUGGUGCUGGUGCGGAUUAUCAUGCUGGGCUACGACACGUCCAUGAGUCUGAUCGAACUGGGGAACCCAUCUCAGAGUCUGGAGAACGUGUGUCGCUGGGCCUUCCUGCAGCAGAAGCAGGACACCGGGGACUCCGAGUAUCACGACCACGCCAUCUUCCUCACGCGACAGGAGUUCGGCCCCACGGGAAUGCAGGGUUACGCCCCAGUGACAGGCAUGUGUCACCCGGUGAGGAGCUGCACUUUGAACCAUGAGGACGGGUUCUCCUCCGCCUUUGUGGUGGCGCACGAGACCGGACACGUGUUGGGGAUGGAGCACGACGGCCAGGGCAACCGCUGUGGAGACGAGGUGCACAUGGGCAGCAUCAUGGCCCCGCUGGUGCAAGCCGCCUUCCACCGCUUCCACUGGUCCAGAUGUAGCAUGCAGGAGCUGGGGCGCUACCUGCACUCCUAUGACUGUCUGCGUGACGACCCCUUCGCACACAACUGGCCCUCUCUGCCGCAGCUCCCCGGUCUGCACUACUCCAUGAACGAGCAGUGUCGCUUCGACUUCGGUGUGGGCUACUCGAUGUGCACCGCGUAUCGCACAUUUGACCCAUGUAAGCAGCUGUGGUGUAGCCACCCAGACAAUCCCUUCUUCUGCAAGACCAAGAAAGGACCACCCAUCGAUGGCACCAUGUGUGGGAACGGGAAGCACUGCUUUAAAGGUCACUGCAUCUGGUUGACCCCCGACAUCAUAAAGCAAGAUGGGAACUGGGGUUCGUGGAGUGAGUUUGGCCAGUGCUCCCGCACCUGUGGUGGAGGAGUCCAGUUUCGCACUCGUGACUGCGACAAUCCAAGGCCAGCCAACGGGGGCCGGACCUGUGUCGGGGCGACUUACCAGUUUCAGAUAUGCAACUCCGACGAAUGCCAGGACAUCUACAGCGACACGCGGGAGGAGCAAUGCCACGCCUGGGACCCUCGCUUUGAACUCCACAGCAACAAGCACCACUGGCUGCCUUACGAACACACAGACCCUAACAAACGCUGCCACCUGCACUGCCAAUCCAAGGAGACUCGGGACGUGGUCUUAAUGCAGAGGAUGGUCCUGGACGGCACGCGCUGCUCCUACAAGGACCCGCACAGUCUGUGUGUGCGUGGAGAGUGCGAGAAAGUGGGCUGCGACGCUGUGAUCGGCUCCUCGAAGCAGGAGGACAAGUGCGGAGUGUGUGGCGGUGACAACUCCAGCUGCAAAACCUUCAAAGACACCAUCACACGCACAGCCAAGAAACAAGGAUUCCUCAAAGUUCUUGAAAUCCCCAGAGGAGCGAGACACCUCCUGAUCCAAGAGCUUAAAGCAACUUCACACUCUCUGGCUGUGAAGAACGUGGCAUCGGGACUGUUCUUCCUGAACGGAGAAAAUGAAUACCCAGAAUCCCACUCGGUCAUAGAGAAGGGCGUGGAGUGGGAAUAUGAGAACGACAACGACAAGGAGACGCUUCAGAGCACUGGGCCGAUCAGACAUGGGAUUCUCAUCAUGAUGAAAUUACACGGGGACGAGGAUGUGAAUUUGUCUUAUAAAUACAUGAUGAACAUGGACAGUGACUCUGCCAUUCUGAACAACAUGCUGGUGGAAGACAGUGCCUACGAGUGGGCCCCGAAGAGAUGGUCCUACUGCUCCAAGCCCUGCGGUGGAGGGAAACAGUACCUGCGAUACGGCUGCAGAAGAAAGGUGGACAGUAAGAUGGUCCACAAGAGCUCCUGUAACAAGUCCAACAUGAAGCCUAGAGGAGACACCAGGGACUGCAACCAGAAGACCUGCCCUCCACCCAUCUGGGUGACUGGCGAGUGGCAGAACUGCAGCAAACCGUGCGGAAAGACGGGCCUGCAGAUCCGCUCGGUCAGCUGUGUCCAGCCGUCAGAUGACAACACCACGCGCUCCAUUCACAAUAAACACUGCGGCGACAACCGGCCCGAGGCCCGCAGACCCUGCAACCGGCAACCCUGCCCGACCCAGUGGCGAGUCGGGCCGUGGUCAAAGUGCUCAGUGACGUGUGGCAACGGGACCCAGCAGAGGACGGCUCUGUGCCACACCAGGGACAACAACAUCGGCCUGUGUCUGGACACCAUCAGAGUCUGCCGCAUGGAUCCGUGUCCCAAGGGCUCCUCCGACCUCAACAAGAACGGCAACAUCCUGAUCCAGUGGCUGUCUCGCCCCAACACCAACUCCAACUACCCGAAGAUCUCCUCACGCCAGCGUUGUCAUGGAGACCGCUCCUUGUUCUGUCGCAUGGAGGUGCUGAAGCGAUAUUGCUCUCUACCGGACUUCCAGCGCAUGUGCUGCAAGUCGUGCAGCAAUGUCACCAUUCCAGAGCCUCCUCUCAACUCCUCCUCCAGGUCCACUCCCAUCACCUCUAUCCAUCCCACUGUCAGAGCUCCUCCACUCACCAGCACCCUCAGUGCUGGUUUCACCACCAUCCAACCCCCCGAACCUCUCAUUACCACCAUAUCUGCUUUGACUACCAACUCCUGGACCAUCACUCAUUCUAGCACCCCCGCCCCUGUUCCUCAUUCCACCCCAACCUCACUCAGCACCACUGACAUGAUUGCAAAUCAUCCAUCAGCUGCCACCAGUGCCCCUGUUGUCCCUACCGCCUUUUCCAUGGCAACCGCCUCAGUUAUUACCACCUCUCCCAGUAUUACUGCUCAUCCCCAGCCUCUGCCGGUCCCAGUGACAGAUGAGAGCACAGAUCCAAACUUACAAAGCACUACAAAUAGUCCAAAAACAUCAGGAACAAUAACGACCAUAACCCUCUCUGCAGCCACCAGUCCAACCAUCACAAUUCCAGCAGAAUAUAGCACAAAAACAGACUCCCCGUUGAAAUCCAAGCCCAAAAAGAAUAUACCUUCCAAGAAAAAAAACAAAAAAGUGAUUCGACCAAAGAUUAAACCCAAAAAGAAUACUGCGCUGAAAAAUACGACAAGAAAAGCUGUUCCACCAAAGAACAAUCCAAAAAAGAAAACAAUUCCUUUGAAUACCUUUGUGAACAGAAAUCCCCAAAAUAAUUCACAAGAAAAAACAACUCCCAAAUACCCUACUCCAGCAAGCACUACUCCAAAAAAGACAUCCCCCAAAAAGACCACUCCUAAACAGACUACUCCAGAAAAGACCACUCCUAAAAAGACCACUCAAGAAAAGACAACUCCCAAAAAGACCACUCCAGAAAAGACUACUCUAGAAAAGACUACUCCUAAAAAGACCAUCCCUAAAAAGACUACUCCAGAAAAACCACCUCCCAAAAAGACCAAGAUUGUAAAACAUAUACCAGAGAAAAAACCCAAAGCCAAGGUUCCACCAAAGGCCGGUUCCAAAAAAAAGAUUCAGCCAAAGACAAAAGUUGCAAAACAAACUCAAACCAGGAUAAACAACAAAAAGAACCCAAAGCCAGGACCCCGAAAUGCUACAGACUCACAGGGCCUACAGAAAAAGACGAUUCCAAAAAAGAAAACACUAGUGUCUUCUUAUUCCACCACAACUCGCUCUCCCUACAGCCUGGAACCAUCACGAGAGCACUUCUCUUCUAGCACCAGCGUGUAUGAUCCAUCACCUGUUCCCGAGUCAGGAGUCAAUGUCACUUUUAUCAGUAACAACACAGCAGCCACAGAAGAACCUCCUCUGUGGUUUCACGAAAGCAAAGACACUGUAGAGACAACACCCGGCAUGUUGGACCACCUCGCAACACCCACUGGUACUACAAAGUUUGACGAUGUCACAAUGCCCAGUGGAAACUUCGCGCCCGCUGAUGUCCAUAUGAUAAGCAGCGGUGAUGUCACAGUAACCAGCGGGACUAUUCUCAGUGGCGAUGACAUCACAGUGUCUUACGGCCAUGUUGGACUGGUCAGCGACACCAUUGUGCUGGACGAUGGCCUCACCAUGGUGAUCCCGACCAUCAACAGCGAGGACAUGACAGAUCUCGCCUCCACACCCUGGCUGGACCUGUCUGAGUACAUCCCUGUGAGUGUUCCCACGACAUCCCCUGAGCCCAUCAUCACCUCGCCUCCCACCACCAUCUAUACCACAACGGGUAAACCAGCCAUCACAACCCCCACAGGCUUUACUGGUAAAGCUGAGGAGAACAGAGAGAACAACUCCAUCGAUCUCUCGUACAACAGGAUCGUCGGCGUAGACAAUGACAUCUCUCGGAACAACCUGAUCCCAAAGCGCCGGGUCAACCUCCGAGAAAGAACCAGGAACAAACGCAUUCAGGAGCUUCUGGAGGAGAAGCGGAACUUUCUCCUGCGGAUGAAGAGAGGCCACGCAGUACGAUAGACCAAGCUUUCUCAUUCCUCUUAUAGAGAUGAACGUUAUAUUUACAGACACUUUUUAAACCCCUGCGUGAACUGCCAUGAUGCUUUAUAUCAGGCCUUUCCCAAAAAACAACAAACUCUCAGUCACAUCAGGACAAUCAGGACUAUCAGGACUCCUGCAGGGAGAAAACACGAUGGCCACAUGUUUGAACAGUUGCUUUGAAUAGGGAAAAGCCCUUUAGAGAACAGCAGGUUGGAAGCAAAUCGCCUCACCUGUGUAAACACAAUAAUGAGAGACAGAAGGGAUAAAACCUCCAGUUGGACCAGCACUUUAAAGAGCCAAGCUUUUAUCCCUCUAAACCACCUACAGUCUUGUUUGAGGAUUCACUCAAUGGAUGAUGUAGAUAAGAUGUAAUGGAGUUUGGGAAACAGUAUUAUCUGUACUGGCACUUAUGGUUGCAACAAAAUCUACAACCUAGAAUCCAAAUCUUCAUCUGAUAUCAUAUUACAGCCCAAUACUGCAGCUCAUUUCCCCCAAAAAGAUAUGAUUACCUCUCAGCUCCCUAAUAACAGCAGCUGUAGAACUGGAUGCAAAUGUUGUACACACAAUCACCCAGUUGGAGCUUUCGGAGACCUUAAUAAUUUGAAUGCCAAACAAUCAGAAAGUCAAAGUGUCCCUUUGGUCUAAUCACAUUGUGAACGUUUACACUGCUUGGAUCGUGUUGCCUUUUCAACAGCAAACAGUCUGUCAGACUGCAGAGGGUCUGUCACCUCUCAGGAAGUUAAGAUACAGUGUGGAGGUCUGGUGAGAGACUUUAUCAAACCCUAUCUUGGUGCUUCAUGGAUUUUGAUGAUAUAUUUUUAUAUCUCACUAAACCAAGAGAAAAAAGUAUAUUUUAUUGCAUUUUUUUGUUUUUAUUUUUAAUGGCCAGUCGAGUAUGGUGCUUUUUUUGUCAGUUUUGCUUAAAGCAAUGUCCAUCGUGAAUUCAUUUAUGUAAAAGGAUUACAAAAAGUACACUACACCUGUUUGUAUCAACUGUAUCCCCAUAGAAGCUUUGAGGGUCGGUAUAUUUUUUUUUCUAGAAGAUUUAUUAUUGGUACAUCUCAAACUUGCAGCAGCUGCAAUGGCACCAGCGGAUCUUUCUGUACGAUAUCUGUACAUAUGAAACUUAAAGUUUAAUAUUUAUUAAAGUUUUAGUGCCUGUGGA
Molecule: messenger RNA, 6664 nt
Organism: Platichthys flesus (European flounder)
Lineage: Eukaryota; Metazoa; Chordata; Actinopteri; Pleuronectiformes; Pleuronectidae
Product: A disintegrin and metalloproteinase with thrombospondin motifs 2-like
Exons: 22
Coding region: 232-5478 (1748 amino acids)
Biological process (GO): extracellular matrix organization; proteolysis
Cellular component (GO): extracellular matrix
Molecular function (GO): metalloendopeptidase activity
Source: RefSeq, a predicted model, not a curated record